Anopheles darlingi is the source of this 4257-nucleotide messenger RNA. RefSeq lists its product as uncharacterized. The coding region runs from base 1 to 4257 and encodes 1418 amino acids. The record is from RefSeq and is a predicted model, not a curated record. NCBI's taxonomy places the organism in Eukaryota, Metazoa, Arthropoda, Insecta, Diptera, Culicidae. The transcript is spliced from 7 exons.
AUGGCUGCCUCGGUUUACGCGACCCCACCGCCAGACCUCAGCGGCGAGGAGGCAGCACUGAGCGACGCGUCCAACUCCUCGCAGACCAACAGCUCCCACGGUUCCGCGCUGAAGGCCUCCAAGCGGACCCUUUCGUCGUCGUUUCUAAAUGCCACCACCGCCAACACCACCCAAAGCAGCACCAUCACGACGACCUCUUCCUCCCAGCAAAGCUCGGACUCGUUGCCCGAUCUCUCCAAGAAGCGGCGCAAACAAUCGAUGCCGAUCCGAUUCGCCACCAAUGGUGCGGUGAUCGAACCAUCGUCGGCACCAAGCGGUGGUGGUGAGACGGAGGAUGCGGGUCGAUCCGUUGAGCAGAGCGAACGGGAUCGCCGAACACCAAACGAUAACGACGAUGCGGACCGCGAUGACGCCGACGAUGAUGAGGAGGACGAUGGUUGCCAAUCGCCGAAUCCACCAAGCCCUGCCAUGGAGACGGACCACGAUCCGGACGACAGUGCGGCCCUGCUCGAGCAGCAGCAGAACAACUUUCAGAAGAUAUUCCUCUCGAACCUCAGUCAAUUACAGCAGAAGCAUCUGCAGCUGCAGCAGCAGCAGCAAGCGGCAGGAGAGAGUGGACUGGUAAGUCCGGGCGCUUCGUUACCCGACAACUUCCUGGCCUCGAAGCUGACUAGUCUUAUAUCGAUGAGUACCGGCCGGGGUGCGAUGAAGAGCGAUGAUGAGCAGGAAGCGGAAGACCGGGAGCAUCGUCAGCCGUCGGAUAUGGUUGGAUCGAAUUCACGCGGUUCCAACUCGAAGGAGAACUACAAUGGUAGCGUCGAGAACGAGGAGCUAAAAUCGUACCACGAGGACUCACUGAGGGCUGGCAAUGACCAUCACCAUGGCGGAAUCACGCACGGAGAACGAUCCUCCAAUCACUCACCCUCGCCGAUGUUGAGUAAUCCACCGAAGAUAUCGCUCAAGAAGGAGCUAAUGUUUGAUCCAGAUUGGGACGGUGAGAUACGAAGUAAUCUCCCGAAGCCAGAGGAUUGGAUGUCGAUCGCGGGACUUUCCUUUCCAUUCCCACCGGAAGCUGCCGCGGCCUUGUCCGCCUCGGGCUAUCUACCGCAGCUACCACUACUUGGCGUUCCGACGGUAUCACCUUUCGGUGGUGCCGGUUCGACCGAUGGUAGCAGCCGACCGAAUGUUCCACCGCUGCGCAUCUUCAACCCGGAGGCGUACUGCGAUCUGUGCAACAAGGAGUUCUGUAACAAAUACUUUCUGAAGACGCACAAAGCGAAUAAGCACGGGAUCUACGAGCCAGCGGCCAACAGCAGUAACUCGUCGGAUAACAAUCCGCCCUCCUUCUCGGCGCUGAUGAAUCCCUUCAACCCGAUCCACCAGCUAUCGCAGGUGUUUCAGAUGCAGCAUCAGCAGCAGCAGCAACAGCAACAACAGCAGCAACACUCCGGAACGGCCUCUAGUUCGUCUGAGCAGGACUCCGAUGGGCCGGUCGCUCAACCAACGUCCCGUACUACAUCGCUUUCGCCCAAAAACCCAACAAACUCGACCUCAGCCCUCAUUCAACCGACGGUCUUUUGUGACAUCUGCUUCAAGAAGUUCAGUAGCCUGAGUGCGAUGCGAAAGCACCGUAGCAAGGCGCACGAGCUGGCGAACCAGAACAACCACCAGCAGCAGCAUGGUGGUGCUCUUUCCGGAAACAACGAUGGAACUACUGGCGCUCCGGCGGGCAUUAUCACUGGUGCACCAUUUCAGUUACCCGAUGGAUUCCGUGAGGACUAUAUGGUGGAGCAGGAGGAUACCUCGUUCACGCCGCAACCCCGUAAGCUGUCACCGCACUCGAUGCAGGCCGCUAAGGACGCGAACUUUUCGGCUGACAAGCUGAAGCGCCUCGGAGUGAUCAACACGGAGGCGUUUUGUGAGAUCUGCUGCAAGGAGUACUGCAAUAAGUACUUUCUGCGGACGCACAAACUUAAGCGCCACGGCAUUCUACCGACUGCGGAUGAGCUGAAGGAGGAGCGCAACCUUCCGUGGGGACCGUUUAUGCAGACGAGCCCGCUGAACCUGAUCAUGGGAGGUUCGGAACUGUUGGGUAAGGGACGCGGAAUGAGCAAUGGAGAUGGUUCGGAAGCGCAGGGCUCCGCGCAGGAUGCUGGUAUGGGCGAUGGUGGUGAUGAUAGGAAUUCUGCCGCCGUAGGCCAGAAGGACAUCGGUAGCGAUGAAGAUGCCGAAGCGAUCAGUGUCGAUCUGCAGAAGCUACAGUCGAUGAUCAUGCAGCUGAACGACCUGAACAAUCAGCACCAGCGUAAGAUGGGGUGCGGUGUUUGCGGUAAAGAGCUGGCGAACCAGUACCUUCUGCAUGCCCAUAUGCUCCAGGAGCAUGGACCACUCGGUGAGAACAACAACGGCGGUCUGAAGGGAUCCCGCGAGGCUACUCCUCUGACAUCGAUCGUCGCCACCGGCGGCACACCGACUGCAGCUGGUGCUGCUGGUGAGAUGAUGGAGGUAUGCAAACACUGCGACAAGGAGUUCUCCAACGAGUACAUGCUCAAGCAGCAUCUGAUCGAGGUGCACGGACUACCGAGCAUUCCCAGCCCGAAGCGUGAGGGCUUUAUAACACCUGAGCGUCGUACUACUGGGGUUGCUAGUGGUCCACCGCCUGCACCGAACUACAACGACCGCAAGCCCACGUUCUCGAUGACACCGACCAGCAGCUACUGUGAGAUCUGCAACAAGGAGCUGUGCAACAAGUACUUCAUGAAGACGCACAUGCAGCGUAUGCACGGUAUCGAGAUCGAGAAUGGAGCCCAGAUCGGUGGCGUCGUGUGUAACAUCUGCAACAAGGAGCUUUGCAGCAAGUACUUCCUGCGGGUUCACAAGCACAAUACGCACGGUAUCGUCGAGGAGGGUGCUCCGCUCCCGCAAGCGCGUCAGAAUGGUGGUGCUGCUGCAGCUAGUGGACCCGAUCAGACCAACGAUGGCACGGAUCCGGGCGGGCUACUGAAACCGGGCGAAAUCACGGACACGAGCAACCGGUACUACUCACACUUUACCGAGGUUUGUCCGCUGUGUAGCCGCCGAUUCCGGAGUGCCAAAUGGUUGCGUGCGCAUCUGCUGAGCGAUCACGGUAAACCGGGCGUCGAUAAGCUGAAGGAGCUCGAGCAGAAACUUGCCAAUGGUCCCGGUUCCGUGGGUCAGACCGGUGCGAGCAAUGGUGGUGGUGGUGGUGGUGGUGGUGGACGCAGUAAAUCCAGUAGCCCCUCGCUGAAGGUCCCAAAUGGUGGUGGUGGUGGUGGUGGUAUCGUUGGUCUGGCGGAACCGAAGUUUAACUCCAAGUCACCAUUCGGUGCGAUCAGUCCGGCCGACGGGGCCAAGUUUUUACCGAAAGGUGCGGCUGGCAUCCCGGGGUUGUUUGGGACGGAACAGGUACCUUCACCGAUGAGUGGCAUGAAGGGUUACCAGUGUUCGUUCUGUUCCUUCGCUACACCCCUGCUGCCGCUACUCUUCAUCCAUGAACGGUCCCACUCAAGCUUGACCAUCGUCCAGCAGCAACUUCUGCAACAGCAGCAGCAACAGCAGCAGCAGCAACAAGAGCAGCAGCAGCAACAAUCGGAUGAGGGUCUUGGGUCACCGAUGGGUGAGGCCACGUUUCCCUCGUUGCUCAAGUCCGAAUCGGCCGUCUCGUUGGCCAAGGAGCACUCCGCCCACCAUCAGACGCUCCCGGGCACGAACUCGUCCUCGAUGGGAUCCUCUUCCGAGACUCCUUCCUCUACUCCUGCCUCCACACCCGUACCGUCGCUCUCGCAAGAGGCACUUAACCUGCAGCAGCAGCAACAGCAGCAACGAUCUCGUUCCGGUUCGCGCUACGAGUUGCGCCAAUCACCGGAUCCGGAACCGACGUCACGGAUGGCGGAGCUGGCGCACCUGAAACCCACAUCCCCUAAGAUGGCCUCGGCACCAUCGCCUGCCACCGGUGGUGGUGGUGGUGAACCGAAUGCUAUGCUCACCGAGAUGGCCAACAUCAUGCAACGGCCGGCCAUCUACGCGCUACCGCAGCAGAGCGGACCGCUCAUGAUGCAGUCCUUCCUGAUCGAGGAGUCAUCGUCGCCGUUCGGUGCGGCAGGGAACCGCUCACCGAAGGACUCGCUCACGCUGACCGGCCAGGAUCACAGGUUCGUACCAGCCGUUGUUUUCUUGCCCGUUAAGGAACGUAUCCUCACACCGAUGACAAUAUCGUUCAACCUGAGUCCCGCCUAA